Molecule: messenger RNA, 1737 nt
Organism: Penicillium verhagenii
Lineage: Eukaryota; Fungi; Ascomycota; Eurotiomycetes; Eurotiales; Aspergillaceae
Product: CRAL-TRIO domain-containing protein
Exons: 4
Coding region: 1-1737 (578 amino acids)
Source: RefSeq, a predicted model, not a curated record
AUGCUGGCUAGCUCAAUUCUCCGCCGUCGCCUUCAUUCCUCGGCCGAAUCCAUUCCCCAGCGCGCACGGAUUAUCUCUAACGGCUCGCGCCUCCAGUCCCAUCCACUCGCGAGACCCUACUCCACAUCUCGACCACAGCAACCAAGAGAGACCUCAUCCUUUUGGAUCGCAACCACUCUCCUUACAGUUGGAGGAGGUGCUUGGCUCUACCAAUACAUCUACCCAUCCGAUUUCCCGCGCCCGCUGCAACCCCGGCUGCCUCCGAACGGCCAAGACCCUUUCCUCAGCGUCAUCGAUACUCUCAAAGCCAUGCCUAUCGAACCAGCCCCGGGCACCGUUGGGACCCUGACUCCAGAACAGGAGGUCAAACUACGGGAAUUCUGGGUUCUAUGCCUAAAGGUCUUCGGCGUGCCGCUCGACACCCUAGAAGCCACAUCCAAUGUCGCCUCCGGUGAAGCUACUCCCUCUGGCUCGGACAAGAAGUCCUCCAAGCGUCGCGGGUGGGGACUAUUCGGCCGCAGUACCGAGGAAGAUGGCGACGACUCUAAGAGCGUUUCGUCGGCCAGCGGCGUCAACUCGAGCGUAGCGGCCAUCAGCAUCGCCGAGGGCGAUGAUAAAUACGGCCAAUCUAAGGAAUUCCAGCAGGCGCUGAAGGAUAUGAAACCCGAAGAGAUCCGCACUGCUUUCUGGAACAUGGUGAAGCAUGAUCACCCGGAUGGACUGCUUCUGCGGUUCCUGCGCGCUCGCAAGUGGGAUAUCCAGAAGGCCUUGGUCAUGCUGAUCUCCACCAUGCGCUGGCGCUUGCAGGAAGUGCAUGUGGAUGACGACAUCAUGGCUAAUGGAGAGGCAUUCGCUCUGAAGCAGUCGCAAGGCUCCGAUCCCGCAGAGAAGAAGAAGGGUGAGGAUUUCUUGUUCCAGAUGCGCAAGGGCAAGAGUUUCCUCCACGGUGUAGACCGAAAUGGUCGUCCUAUUUGUGUGGUCCGUGUGCGAUUGCACAGGCAAUCUGAGCAGGAUGCUGAAGGUCUGGAGCGGUUCACUGUCUACACAAUUGAGACAGCCCGGUUGCUUCUUGCCCCUCCGGUCGAGACUGCGACUAUCAUCUUUGAUAUGACCGACUUUUCCAUAUCCAACAUGGACUAUGCUCCAGUGAAGUUCAUGAUCAAGUGCUUCGAAGCCAACUAUCCCGAAUCCCUGGGAACUGUUCUCAUCCACAAGGCGCCGUGGCUCUUCUCCAGCAUCUGGAGUAUUAUCAAGGGCUGGUUGGACCCUGUCGUUGCCGCCAAGAUUCACUUCACCAAGAACCGCCAUGAUUUGGAGGCUAUCAUCCCUCCCGGUCAAAUCAUGAAAGAGCUGGAGGGUGACGAAAACUGGGAGUAUAAGUAUACCGAAGUUCAGGAGGGGGAGAACAAACUGAUGGAGGAUACUGAAACUCGCGACAAAUUGAUAGCCGAGCGCCAGGAACUCGCCAAGGACAUCCAAGAUGUUACAAUUGAAUGGAUCCGAGCUGCCGCCAAGAAGGAGUCUGCAGCUCUAUCCAUCGCGGAGGAGAAGCGUGCGUCUUUGAUCGACAAACUCCGGAAGCAGUACUGGGAACUCGACCCAUACAUCCGGGCUCGCUCCUUGUAUGACCGCCUCAACAUUGUCCAGGGCCACGGAAAGAUUGAAUUCUAUCCCGAUGCUGCAAAGGCGGACCAGGAAAAAGCCUCGGCCGAACAAAUCGGUGCAGGGGCAGUAUAA